AUGCGCUCUAUUCCGUUGCUGGUGGCCGUGUUGGCCAUAGACGUCCCGAUCCGCGAGAAGCGCCAGCUCCAUGAGCUGUCGGCCCGGGGCCCCGUCCACGAUCCGGAGGACCCGAACGUCGGCGCUGAACACCCUCAUGACGAGGUCCUGCGCGAGGAGCGACUAGCUGGCACCCGAGUGCCUGGCCAUGACUUGGCUCCGGAAGACGAAUCGCUGAAGCUGGCUCACACGGGCAUGCCGCGCGACGCCUUCGCCCCGGAAGAGAAAUCGUUGAAGCUGGCCGGCACCCGAGUCCCAGGCCAUGGCUUCGUCGGAGACGAUCUCUUGCAGAAACGGGCCGGCACUCGAGUCCCAGGCCAUGGUUUCGUCGGAGACGAUCUCCUCGAGAAACGGGCCGGCACCCGAGUCCCAGGCCAUGGCUUCGUUGGAGACGAUCUCCUCGACAAACGCCCGCCAAAAGUGGGUGUUCCGAUCGACCGCUUCUUCCGCCUCACGACCGCUUCCACUCUUGUGUUCGAUUGGCCGCAGAGGACCACGCACAAUGCGCACAAUGCACGGCCCUGGGAGUGGAGUUUGCCGACGGGUCGCCCCAACGUCAACGGUGUCUGCAGCCGGUACCGACGUAAAAUCACCUGCCACUCGACGACCCCGUCCUUGCGAGCCAUGCAGUCUCUCGUCCUCUACGACAAGUACUACAAAGAGGUCUACCAAGUGGGCUCGUGCAGCAAGAAUUUGACGGUGGGAAUCUCUUGCGAUGGCAAAGACUCUUACUAUACGGUGUUGGACAAGCCGGACAUCGAGUUCGCGUUCUUCUCCUGCGCCCUCGAGGCGGACCUCAACUGCCCUGCA
Molecule: messenger RNA, 849 nt
Organism: Mesorhabditis spiculigera
Lineage: Eukaryota; Metazoa; Nematoda; Chromadorea; Rhabditida; Rhabditidae
Source: the annotation of a GenBank genome assembly